ACGAAAUCCAAAAAUUUCACAAACGAUCUUGAAAUGAAUAAUCCACGAUGACGCAAUGUCUAUGAGCAAUCAUUCAAAAGCCUAUGGCACUGCAGCCGUAGCGCUCGCCUUCGUGGCCGGAAUUUUAUUGACAUUGGGGAUGAAGGAUGUUUAUCCAGAUUUGGAACGAAGAUAUCAAAGACGAAGAGGCCAAUCGAGUAAUCCUCUCGACUCCCGCCCCGGGAGUACGUACCUUCCCCUACCUCUGAAGCUUGAAGAUCGUUCAAAAAGUGCAAGACAGUCCAUGGUCGGUCUACCAGUUCCACCGAUACCAGAAGGAAUUGAAGGCUGCAUUGGCAACACUCCACUUUUCAAAAUCAAGAGCUUGUCUGAAGCCACUGGGUGUCUCAUUCUAGCAAAAGCGGAAUUUCUUAAUGGAGCGGGUGGAAGUCCAAAGGAUAGGGUGGCAUUGAAUAUGAUCAAGAUGGCUGAAGAGGACGGCCUCUUGACGCCUGGACAAGGAGAUACUAUUUACGAAGGCACUGUGGGCUCGACAGGUAUUUCUCUGGCCACCUUGGCUAGAGCAAAGGGUUACAAGGCUUAUAUUUGUAUGCCCAAUGAUCAAAGUACUGAGAAGUCUGAUUUGCUACAUCACUUGGGCGCUACUGUGGAAAGAGUCACUCCGGCUCCAAUCACAUCCACGCAGCAUUUUGUCAAUCUUACAAGAACAAGAGCGAAAGAACAUACCGCCUCAAGUAAAGAUUCUAGCAAGGGAUUCUUCGCUGAUCAGUUUGAGUCUAUGGCCAAUCAUCGAGCACAUAUUCAGACCACGGGACCUGAGAUAUUCCAACAAACUGGUGGACAGGUGAGUGAUUCAUUUCCAUUUCACUCCUUCGAAAAUCUAUGCUAACAAAGUCUUCAGAUUGAUGCUUUCGUUGCUGGUGCUGGUACAGGUGGUACUAUAAGCGGCAUUGCCCUAUUUCUAAAGCAAGACAUGGGAAUGGAAGAUGAUCUCAAAGUCGUCCUCGCAGAUCCCGAAGGAAGUGGUUUGUACAACAAAGUCAAGCACGGUGUCAUGUUCUCCAACACCGAGAAAGAGGGAACGAGAAGAAGGCAACAAGUAGAUACCAUCGUUGAAGGUGUAGGCUGCAACCGCUUGACGGAGAAUUUCGAAGCAGGAAGAGAAUUGAUUGAUGACGCAGUCAGGGUUACAGAUAUUCAAGCUAUGAAAAUGGCAAGGUGGCUGGUGGAAAAGGAUGGCAUCUUUGUUGGGAGCAGCAGCGCAGUUAAUUGUGUUGCGGCUGUAGCAACAGCCCUCAAGAUGCCGAAAGGGAGUCGAGUUGUGACAAUACUAUGUGAUAGCGGGACGAGGCAUCUCAGUAAGUUUUGGAAGAAAGUGGGUGAGCUUGGUGUUGAAGAGGAAGAGCAUACAGACUUGGUAGAUUUACUGGGGUUGAAAACAGAGAGAUAAUCGAAUCACCAAAUACUUCUU
This is a messenger RNA of Hymenoscyphus albidus, 1471 nucleotides long. The record is from the annotation of a GenBank genome assembly. Lineage: Eukaryota; Fungi; Ascomycota; Leotiomycetes; Helotiales; Helotiaceae.